This is a messenger RNA of Botrytis fragariae, 2667 nucleotides long. RefSeq names its product putative atp-dependent rna helicase protein. The transcript is spliced from 2 exons. NCBI's taxonomy places the organism in Eukaryota, Fungi, Ascomycota, Leotiomycetes, Helotiales, Sclerotiniaceae. The record is from RefSeq and is a predicted model, not a curated record. Bases 1 to 2667 code for a protein of 888 amino acids. Gene Ontology annotation, molecular function: RNA binding. Gene Ontology annotation, cellular component: intracellular anatomical structure; catalytic step 2 spliceosome.
AUGCCCGAGAAAGUUUUUCUCAAAUUCGGCGACGAUGCUGAUGAGACUCCUAAGGUUGUGAAAAAUGAGGGGGCUCCUGAUACGAAAUCUAUGAAUCAGAAACAGGCGCAAUCAAAAUCAAAAUCGAAGUCGCAAUCGCAAUCGCAAUCACAUUCGGCGAAAUCCACAGGCACGAAACGUUUAAGAGAUGGAAGCCCAAAAUCAGAUUCGAAGCGGAAGAAACUGGCGGUGGUGGAGGACAAGGCGACAAAUGCAAACGGUGCGAAGUUGACAAAAUUAGAGCAUGCGGAUGACUUGAAGGCCGGCAGGAAAGAGCAGGUAGAAGAAGCUGAAGUUCCUAAUGAGGCGAAACAACCAAUCAACGGCACCAGUAAAGUCAAAUCCUUCGGGGAGGAGAAAGAUCGACAGAGGGGACAAAACCCGAGGUCUGGCAGUGAGAAUGUCAAGAAAGCGGCCCCAGACAGGCAUCUACAAAAGACAGCUAGGGAACUCGAGCCGUUUCGAAAAUCACUUCCGGUAUACAAGAAACUGGUUGAUCUUAAAACUGCUUUGCGUACCAAUGACGUCCUUCUCUUAACUGCAGAGACUGGUUCCGGAAAAAGUACUCAACUGCCUCAGUUUAUGCAUGAUGAGCCUUGGUGCAAGAAGCAGAAGGUAAAAGUCAAGAAUGCGACGGGUCAAGAAGAGGAAAUUUCAGUCGGCGGUGUCAUUGCUAUUACUCAACCUCGUCGUGUUGCUGCUAUUACUUUAGCCCGUCGUGUUGCUGCUGAGAUGGGAUCUGCCCUUGGAUACCAACGUACAAACACUCCUGGAAAGGUCGGUUAUUCCGUUCGUUUCGAUACCAAUACACCCAUUGGAAUGAAGAUCAAAUUUGUUACCGAAGGUACCUUGCUUCAAGAAAUGGUCCAUGAUCCAAAUCUCCGAAAAUAUAGUGCUGUCAUUAUUGAUGAAAUUCACGAGAGAGGAGUUGAUGUUGAUCUUAUUGCUGGGUUUCUCCGACAGAUAGUUCAUGGGGAUAAACAAGGUCGUGGUGGCAUUCCAUUGAAAGUCGUCAUCAUGAGUGCAACUCUUGAUUUAGGCGGAUACGAAGCUUUCUUUGCAAACCCUGACUCGAAUCCUAGUUAUCAACCGGGAAAUAACUAUGGCUCAAUAUUUGCACCACAUCUUGUGAACAACGAGAAGGUCAUUGAGGCUGCCAAACCAAUGCUGGCUGUAAAGUCUGGAAAGGUAGAGGAUGUGGAAAUAAAAGAGACAGAAAGCUCCGAAAAAGUAGACACUGGCGUUGCCAUUGAGGAAGUCAAAGGUAGGAAAUUCAAAGUUGACCUAUACUAUGACAAACCGGCCGAUCCCAGUAAUUACCAGGAGACUAUGUUCAAGAGGAUUGCAAGUAUACAUGUUACAGAACCUCUUCCUGGAGAUAUUCUAGUCUUUCUAGUCGGUCAAGAAGAGAUUGAAUAUAUGCAAACGAGACUUGAGGCUCUCGGCGAGUCUCUAAGCAAAGAAGUGCCAAGAAUCAAGGUUAUACCGCUGUAUGGUGCUCUUCCACCAGAUGCUCAACAGUUAGCUUUCGAUCCAGUCAAGGAGCCCAGGACGAGGAAAAUCGUUCUGGCUACUAACAUUGCGGAAACUUCCGUAACAGUUCCCGGUGUGCGAUAUGUAGUUGACAGUGGUAAAGCCAAGGUUAAGAAGUACCGCACAAAGCUGGGUAUGGAAUCUUUGCUCGUCGUGCCGAUCUCUAAACAGUCCGCCCUUCAAAGAAUGGGUCGUGCUGGUCGUGAAGCAGCUGGUAAAUGUUGGAGAGCAUAUGGUAAAGAUGAAUAUGAAUCUUGGCUUCAAGACGAAAUUCCUGAAAUUCUUCGCUGCGAUGUGCUCGAGGCAGUUCUUAAGAUGAAAGCUCGUGGAGUGCAAGAUGUUAUCAACUUUCCUCUCAUGGAUGCACCUGAUGUGGAAGCUAUGAAGCAUGCCAUCUUCCAACUUAACGCUAUGGGAGCUCUGGAUGACGAAGGUAACUUAACCACAGAUGGUAAAAAGAUGGCCAGCUUCCCUCUUCCUGCCGCCUAUGGCCGUGCACUCAUCGCCUCCUCAUCUCCAGAGUACAAUUGCGUCCUCGACGCCAUCGACGUUAUCUCCCUCCUAACUGCCGAUUCUGAAGUUUUCAUCCAACCCAAAUCUCAAGAACAAGAAGAGGAAGUCGAUGCCAAUCGCGCCGAUAUCAUCCGUCGUGAAGGCGAUCUUCUCACGUAUCUAACAACCAUGCAACGCUACGCCUCCGAAAAUACAAAUCGAUUCCAAUGGUGCAAAUCCCGCAACAUCAGCGCGCGGGCAAUGAAAUCCGCAAUGCUGAAUCGCAAACAAUUGCGUCAAUUAAGCGUCACUCAUGGUCUCAUUGACGCACUUCCCCUCCUGAUCCUCAGCCCUUCGAACCCUCUACCCCGAAAGAGCCGAAUGUCGUUUGGGGAUAGAACGGCAACGUUAGCCCCAGACGGAAGUUACGUGACGACAAAGGGGAAAAAUGCCGUGGUUAUUCAUCCGCAGAGUGUGCUUUGGGGAAGAAAAAUCGAGGCGAUUAUGUUCUUGGAAAAUGUGUUCAGUACGAGGAAUUGGGCGAAGAAGGUUAGUGCUGUGCAGGCGGAUUGGGUGUUGGAGGCGUUAGGGGGGUGGAUGUGA